This is a messenger RNA of Scomber scombrus (Atlantic mackerel), 4955 nucleotides long. RefSeq names its product poly(A) polymerase gamma (gene papolg). NCBI's taxonomy places the organism in Eukaryota, Metazoa, Chordata, Actinopteri, Scombriformes, Scombridae. The transcript is spliced from 24 exons. Gene Ontology annotation, cellular component: nucleus. Bases 322 to 2811 code for a protein of 829 amino acids. Gene Ontology annotation, molecular function: RNA binding; poly(A) RNA polymerase activity. The record is from RefSeq and is a predicted model, not a curated record.
GUCUGCAAACGCCUCUACGUUUGUAGAUUUGAUUAAAAAAAGAGGACCUAACAGUAAUUAAACGCGUGUUUUGUUAAUAUCACACAAACACCUCGUGUGGUUUGUUAACGAGUUGGCUAUGACCCUGCUUCCAGGGUUACGAACGGCUCCGUUACGUUAUAAGAAGUGAUUCCGGUUCAGUGGCAGGUUUGAACUCUCUGGAAAGUGACCAUUGUUGUAAUCAGGUCGAGGCUGUUACCACCUCCACUUGCUGACUUUCUUAGUUUUUUUUACGGGUUUAACGUUACAGCGGGACGAACAGAGCAAGCUUUUUACAGUGUCAUGAAAGAAAUGUCCAGCGCCAUGCCUGGUGGGCAACAGCCUCAGAAGCACUAUGGCAUCACCUCUGCCAUUAGCCUCGCACCCCCACGAGAAAUAGACCACCAAUACACCAAGAAGCUCUGUGAUGCUAUGAAGCCUUUUGGGGUGUUUGAAGAUGAAGAGGAAUUGAACCACAGACUUGCAGUUCUUGGCAAGUUGAAUAACUUUGUUAAAGAAUGGAUCGCAGAGAUCAGUGAAUUAAAGAACCUUCCACCGUCAGCUAUAAGCUGUGUCGGGGGCAAGAUAUUUACAUUUGGUUCAUACCGUCUUGGAGUGCACACAAAAGGAGCCGAUAUUGACGCCUUAUGUGUGGCUCCGCGCCACGUAGAGAGAAGCGACUUUUUCCAGUCUUUCUUCGAGAAAUUGAAACAGCACGAAGAGAUCAAAGACCUGAGGGCCGUCGAGGAUGCCUUUGUACCGGUGAUAAAAUUCAAAUUUGACGGAAUAGAGAUUGACCUGCUUUUUGCCAGACUGGCCUUACAGUCCAUUCCAGACAACUUGGACCUGAGGGGGGACUCCAUCCUGAGAAACUUGGACAUUCGUUGUAUCCGCAGCCUUAACGGCUGUCGAGUGACUGAUGAAAUAUUGUACCUCGUGCCAAACAAAGAAAACUUCAGACUGACAUUGAGAGCCAUCAAACUGUGGGCGAAGCGUCGCGGGAUCUACUCCAACAUGCUGGGGUUUCUGGGUGGAGUGUCGUGGGCCAUGCUGGUGGCCAGGACCUGCCAGCUCUACCCAAACGCUGUGGCUGCCACGCUCGUCCACAAGUUCUUCCUGGUUUUCUCCAAAUGGGAAUGGCCGAAUCCUGUGCUAUUGAAACAACCUGAGGACAGUAAUCUGAAUCUACCUGUGUGGGAUCCCAGAGUCAACCCAUCCGACAGAUACCACCUGAUGCCCAUCAUCACGCCUGCCUACCCCCAGCAGAACUCCACAUACAACGUCUCCACGUCAACACGCACCAUCAUGAGCGAGGAGUUCAAAUACGGUCUCAGUGUCACAGAUGAGAUUCUUCAGGGAAAAGCGGAAUGGUCCAAGCUCUUUGAGCCACCUAAUUUCUUCCAAAAGUACAAGCAUUACAUCGUUCUGACUGCCAGUGCAUCCACAGAAGAAAACCACUUAGAAUGGAUCGGUCUAGUGGAGUCAAAGAUUCGCGUUUUGGUGGGAAACCUGGAGAGGAAUGAAUACAUCACCCUGGCUCACGUCAACCCACAGUCCUUCCCCGGGUCCAAAGAGAACCGCAAUGAGAACGACUUUGUGUCCAUGUGGUUCAUUGGGAUCAUCUUCAAGAAAGUGGAGAACGCAGAGAGUGUGAACAUUGACCUGACGUACGACAUCCAGUCCUUCACAGACACCGUGUACAGACAAGCCAACAACAUCAACAUGCUGAAGGAUGGCAUGAAGAUCGAAGCAACGCAUGUAAAGAAGAAGCAGCUCCACCAGUACCUUCCUGCUGAACUGGUGCAGAAGAAGAAGAGGGUCAGUGAAGUUAGCAUAGCAGAGUUGAACCGCAGCUCUAACGGGGGGAGCUCUAAGAGGAUGUCUCUGGACAGCAGUCACCUCGACAGCUCCAGAGACACAGACUCAGGGACUCCCAUUUGCUCCCCAGCCAGCAAACCCUCCAAGCCCACGUCUGACACAGAUGACAGCGUCAGCCCUCCCAAGCAGCUGUUUGUGGAAGGCUCUCCGGCACCCAGUGCAGCAGCUGCUGCUACUACAGACCAGGAGCCGCCAGUGCAAGUGAAGGCUUCUUCUCCACCAGCCAGCAGCUCCGUCACCCCUGUACCGAGCGGGAACGUGAAACCCAACGCCGCAAGCAGCCCCAAAGAGGAGGAGCCCAACGGCCUGGACGACUCUGUCAACGGAGCUCCAGCCAAGAGACCGCACUCACCUACACAAGAGGACCUGGCCAAGAGGCACAAAGACACAGAGGAGGUCUCCAAUGACGACUCUACUUUCAAAGAGCCAUAUCCACCAUCUGACCCUCAUGUGCAAGGAGAUGGACCCAACAUUACUCCUCUUUCUGGAUCAAAGGCGAAGCCCAUUCCAACCAUCGAUACCUCAAGAACACAGAGACUUCCCAGUAUGGAGCUGCCAGACGCCUCCUCGCCUCUUCCAGCCAGCAACAGCUGCCGCGUGGUGAAAAAUUCCAUUAAACUGGCCCUCAACCGCCACAACAUCACACCUCCCAAGCCCCCAGUGUUUGAGGGAACCCCCACCAGUGACGCUCCUCCCAGCAGUGAAGAAAAAGGCAUGUCCAUUCCUGUCAUUGGCUCAAAAAAUACUGCAUCCAAACCCGUCGUGCCCCCCGUCGGCAGCUCCAUCCCCACACUAGUGAGCCGAGGAGCCGACCCGCUGAACGGAGCGCCCUCAAAGAGACCCCACUCUCCCUCCCUGGAGGAACAGGCCAAGAGGCUGAAAGAAACAGAGAAGGCCAGAAUCCACAUAGCUUGAACACACAGCUCACAGACUCGGACAUACACACACACACACAUAUAUAAACACCCAGAGGUGGUGCUUUGCUGUUUAAAAGUCUAACACCGAGAAGUCAACUUCACACGGGGAGUGGGAGAGAGCACGUUCAGUUCGAGAACAAAUCCCAAGUGUGAAGCCGCAGGGGGGGAAACCUCAGAUCUCCAGUGAUUUUUACAGAUUUGCCAGUGGAUAGGUGAUUCGGUCAAACCACGAUGUCGUCGGCGUCUUCUUCGGUCACACUCGCAGCCAGAGAGCAUUUAACACAACAGUUGCGGAGAAAUCCGACACGAGAACUAAAGCGACAGUUUCUUUUUUCUUUUUCUUUUUUUACUCGUCUUCUCCCUCAAUGUUUAAAAUCGUUCGCAAUACAGACGGAAAGUGAGCCGUUCUUUUCAUUUACCUUUUUUUUUUUUUUUCUUCUUUUUUCUCUCGAGUUAACAUGUUUUAAAACAGCUCAGAACAUUUAUCGACGCUUGCUACACACACUUCUGGUGUAUGCUGAUUUUUUUUUUUCUUCUUUUCUUUUUUUCCUUUUCAUUUCUCCCAAACAGAAACCUGUACAGUAAAUGUUGAUGUACAUAACUUUUGUCUUAAAAAAAAGAAAAAAAAAGCAAAAGAUCACUGUUAAGUCUUUUGAUCAUUCUAUUGUAGUUUUAUCUAAAAACGUGAAAAAAAGCUUAAAAAAUUGUAAAUUUUGUUGUUUUUUUUUCUCUACUGCUUGUCCAAAAAAAAAAAAAAAAAAAAAAUUGUCUCCAGCCCUGAAUAUUUUUUUUGUAAAAACACCGUAAAGGUUUGGAUACAGUUGCAGGGAGGAUUUAUGGAGGGUUUGCUUGGAUAUCGUAACCCAGGACUCUUUAGACCACCACGACUACCCACAGAGGAUUCCAGGUUAGUAUGGGACUUGCAGUGUGUAGGCGAUUAUAUGAUCCAGAUCCUUGUUUAACUGAAAAAACGGUAAAGCGACAGCAGUGCUUCUCAGGUGCCGGUUAAGAGCAAGAAAAUCAUCUUCACAACAACAUCGUAAAAACGGUCAGGCGUUUUCUGAAAGUUGUUCAGCUCUCGGAAAGACCCGUACGAAACGAUGGAUGAACCAUAUUGUCUUGGAUUAAAAGAAAAGGUUGAGUUUAUUCAUUAUCUGCCUACUUUUUCAUGGUUUGAUCAAGCUUUAGGUGUCAGAUCAUUGUGGUAGACACAGUAAAAGAGAGUACAUACCUGUAUGACCCCCCCCACCUCCUCCACCUCCAUCAUUUCACCGUGGUCCGCUAGCUAGUGAAGCUCGAACCUGCUUGCGAGCGCGUUUCACGUCCACGAAAGAGUUUGUGGUGCUUUUUUGUGAAGAAGAGGAAAAAAAUGGUUCGAAGCUUCUUCCUUCUUUUUUUUUUUUUUUGACAAGUCGUGUGCUGGUUUGUGUGUGUACGCAUGUGUAUGUGGUUGACUGUGUGUGAGCGUGCAUGCAUAGAAGGUUGUUUAUGUGUCGGAGAGAGACAGAAUUCCCUUAAGAUGUGGGUAUUAACCCUCUGCGCCUCCUGUGGAGGUUCUUAAAAAGGAAAAAAAGCAUCUCCUGGGGCCACAGGUGGGGGGGUCAGGAGACAACUUUUUUUUUUUUUUCUUUCUUUUUUUUUUUCUGUCCUGCCUUGGGCCCCAACCCUCCAUCUAUAUGGUCUGAAGCUGGGUAUCUUUGUGGUGGAUGUCAGCACAGAGGAUAUAUAUACAUGUGCUGCUGCAUUGUGUAACUAACAAGGUGAGAGUUAGGACGCAGGGACACAGGCUCUUUUUUUUGUUUUGUUUUUCCAGCAUCAGUUUCCCCAACGAAAUGUACAGAGAACAGUUUUUUCAAAAAGGCAUAUUCUUCAUUAUUGGGGGUUUUCUUAUCACUUUAUUUAUAUUUGCAUAUUUGUACCAUGUGAUUUUUUUUUUUUUUUUAAUAGCAUUCAUAGCAGGUAGGUCUUUUUUGAAUUAAAUCUGCACCACUCUGUUUCAAACAACCCAUGUUUUGCUGUUCGGAAAACAUUUAACAAAAAGAGGUCAUUUAGAUGUUUGUUUCUAAAAUGUAUUGAAAGGGUAUUUUUGUAUGUGUUUAUCACUUCCUUUAAAUGAAUCCGUACACCCAUUAAACCCCUAAA